GGAGUGUGCUUGGUGAUUAAAACAAAACAUUUUAACACAGAAUUAUUCACCAGGGAAUUUGAUUGGAUAAUCUCUAGCAAAUCAGAGAACCAAAACCAGUUACAUAUUUUAAAAGCGGCUUUACCCUUGUAUGUUGUAUUUUGGGUUGGGGGGGCAAUCAGAACAGACAUUGUCUUGGGUGUAAAAAGGUCCAGGGAUAUUGUGACGAAAAGAAGUCUGUGGGCAUUUUGCUUAUGUAUUAUAAACCGGCUUUUUUGAGUUUGUGGUAUAUCGUCAAUAUACCAUAGCUAACUUCUGUAUCCAGGCUAAACGCUUUGAUUCAUGCGAAAUCUCAUUCCCAAACACUUUUCCAGAAAAAAAUCCCAUUUGUCUUCCUUAGCCAAUGGGGAAGUUAUGGAUACUUCCCCACUUUUAUGAUUACAAUACAAAAAUCACGCAGCCUUGUCUGUCAUUAACAACCACUAUUUAUCUUUCUGAUUGUGCUCAAUGGUUUGUUAUUAGAGGGAUUGUAUUGAAUUAGUCUUCCGUGUCCAUACGGUAUGUACAUUGACUGUUGAAAGUAAAUUCAAUUCAUGACCAGCUGCUGUUUUGAAUGAGCUGGGAGCCCCUAUCAGAUCAGUCAAAUAGAAGUACACACAUACUGUUAAUAGAAAUGCUCACAUUAGACAGAGCGCGCGUCUGUGCACAUUUGAGCACGUCAGUGAUCAGACUUAACAGAUGAGAACGCUCUGCAGGCUACUGGUGACAGGACGCUUGGUAGACCAUGGAAGAAGGAUCUAUCUGAACAGACAGUUUCUCAGGUACCGUGAUGUUUGACUUUUUGGAUUUAAUUGUCGUGAUUAUGGUUCAUGUGUCUUUGUGGGUCCCAGUCUGUCACCGCGCUGAAUCGAUCUAUUCUCAUUCAAACAUCCUAACUGUGGGAAUGAGAGUUCAGCAGUCAAGAUGGUUGACCAGGCUGUUCCACGCAGAGUGGUAACAGAGCAGAGGCAAGCCUAUAAAUGUACAUCUUUCAUUAUUUUUUUUACCUGAACUGAUGUGAGAUUUGUGUGUUCUAAAGCAGAUAGGACGAUAAUUAUGAACGAGAGUGCUGGGGAUAUUUGUGAUGAGUUCCAGUCCUCCUGUGGCCCUUCGCUUUUCACUGGUCUUACCGUGGCCUACAUCACUGCUGAGCUAGUCAUCGCUGUCCUCUCUACCGUCGGAAACAUCCUGGUCUGUGUGGCCGUGACCCGGAACAGGAAGCUACGCACUGUCACCAACUACUUCCUGGUGUCUCUUGCGGUGGCAGACAUCUUCGUGGGCACGCUGGCGAUCCCGUGCGCCGUGUUGACCGACCUGGGCAUGCCCCGUCACGACCUGCCGCUCUGUCUGAUCCUGCUGAGUGUCCUCAUCGUGCUGACUCAGUGCUCCAUCCUCAGCCUGCUAGCGGUGGCUGUGGAUCGCUACGUAGCCAUUCUGUUGCCGUUCCAGUACCAGAGGAUCAUGAGCCCCAGGAACGCCUGGGUGGCCCUGUUCCUCACCUGGGGCCUGGCUCUGCUGUCUGGAGCCAUUCCUCUGAUGGGCUGGCACGGUUCUCUGCCCUCCUCUGGGGCCUGUUGGUUCCCCUGUGUGGUCAAUAUGAGCUACAUGGUCUACUUUAACUUUAUCGGCUGCGUGCUGGCGCCCCUAGUGGUCAUGUUCAUCAUUUACGGCCACAUCUUCCUCACGGUCAGACGGCAGCUCAGACGCAUCGCGGCCGAGAGGGGACCAGUCGGACCUGAUUUCCGGAAUGACCAGUCUGUGGCUGGCAGCAGCGAUGUUGGGUCUAGUGCCGGGAGCAAAGAUGACGGCUCCGGGUCGGGGGGCGGUGCCGCUGGACCCGGGGGGGCCAGGGCUCAGGCUGCGGAGGCCACUUCCGGGCGCGUGCCGAGUGGCGGCGAGUGUCGGGCGGCGGCGUGCAGGCGCGGCGAGGUGCGGAAGGCCACCUCCCUGUUCCUGCUGGUGUUCCUGUUCAUGCUGUGCUGGCUGCCCAUCCACUGCGUCAACUGUGUGGCUCUGCUGAGGCCCGGGUGGCACAUCCCCAAGCCCCUCAGCCUGGCCGCCAUAUUGCUGUCCCACGCCAACUCCGCCCUCAACCCGCUGCUCUACGCCUACCGCAUGAGGUCAUUCAGACACACGCUGGGGAACCUCUGCCGCGCACGAACCUCGUGACACACAGGCUGCGUCACACACGGCAUAACACUCUCACUCACGCUCACACGUACCACUAUCUCUAAUACACUCUCAAAAACACACACACACUGAAUUAUUUAAUAAAGACUUCUAUAUACUGUU
Molecule: messenger RNA, 2310 nt
Organism: Esox lucius (northern pike)
Lineage: Eukaryota; Metazoa; Chordata; Actinopteri; Esociformes; Esocidae
Product: adenosine receptor A2b-like
Exons: 5
Coding region: 1075-2187 (370 amino acids)
Biological process (GO): vasodilation; adenylate cyclase-activating G protein-coupled receptor signaling pathway; G protein-coupled adenosine receptor signaling pathway
Cellular component (GO): membrane
Molecular function (GO): G protein-coupled adenosine receptor activity
Source: RefSeq, a predicted model, not a curated record